Acanthochromis polyacanthus (spiny chromis) is the source of this 1682-nucleotide messenger RNA. It is a transcript of the gene ttc19, whose product is annotated as tetratricopeptide repeat domain 19. Gene Ontology annotation, cellular component: mitochondrial inner membrane. Bases 48 to 1292 code for a protein of 414 amino acids. NCBI's taxonomy places the organism in Eukaryota, Metazoa, Chordata, Actinopteri, Pomacentridae. Gene Ontology annotation, molecular function: protein binding. The record is from RefSeq and is a predicted model, not a curated record. The transcript is spliced from 10 exons. Gene Ontology annotation, biological process: mitochondrial respiratory chain complex III assembly.
CGAGGAGUUGUACGCAGCCACUUCCGCUUAUUAUGUAAACAGUCAAGAUGGCGGCCUCCUGCGGGCUCCGCGCGCUCCUCGGUCAGAGUAUGAGCUGCUUCAGGUGUUCCGGUCCCCUGGGACGGAUCUCCGCAGUACACAGGUCCAUCGUUGAACCCGUCCGCCAUCACAGUGUCUCAGUGACGGGAAAACGCUCGGCAUGCUGGGUAAACCCGGGCCAUGAGUCCAGCAGGAGAACCUUCCAGAACCCAGCGGGUAGAGGAGCAGCGCUGUGGGCAGCAGUCGCUUUUUCUCUGUUCGGAUCCGAAGAAGAUCAGAGAGACGAAGCCCAGAGGAAGGAGGACGAGAUGGUCCUGCUGCUGAAGAAGGCCAAGCUCAGCAUGCAUCGAGGUCAGCUGCAGGCCGCUUCUGGGUUCCUUCAUCAGGCCGUCGUUCUGGCUCAUCAGAACCACAACAACCAGGCCAUCAUCUACACCUACAGCCUGAUGGCAAACUUGGCGUACGUUCAGGGUCAGCUGGACAGUGCAGAGAAGCUCUUCAAAGCAGCGAUGAGCUUCAUGCUGGCUGGAGGAACUCCUGAGGACGACAACGCCGUCAUCGAGAUGUCUCUGAAACUGGCCACCAUCUACGCCGAGCAGAACAGGGCGGAGCUGGCAGAACACGGCUUCAGGUUCUGUACGGAGUCUCUGGAGGCCAAACUGGAGAAACACAAAGAGCUGCAGGAGGACGAGCAGACAGGUGAGAACAGGUGUGACACCCUGAGGCGGGCUGGAAGCUCUUCACAGACGGUUUGUUUGUCCUCAGAGGAGCAGGAGGUUCUGAGGAAGGAGACCCGCCUCCUGCUGGGUCUGUGUUUGGACUCCAGGGCUCGGUACCGGGCGGCAACUCUGCACCUGAAGCAGGCAGGACAGGACUACCUGGACGCCCUGAACAUCUGCCGCCAGGAGCAGGGAGACACACACCCACAGACUCUGGUGCUGAUGAGCGACCUGGCCACCAUCUUGGACCUGCAAGGUCGCCAUGACGACGCCCUGGUUCUAGUCCAGCAGGCGGUGGACCUGAGCCGCUCCACCGGACACCCGGACCUACACGUGCUGCUGGGGAACCUGGCCGGCAUCCUGCUGCACACAGGACGGAUGGACGACUCGGUCCGGUUCUACCAGGAGGCUCUAAAUCUGGCCCGGCAGGCUGGAGACCAGGAGGCCGUGGAGCGGAUCCAGGAGGGGCUGAAGGAGGUGAAGAAGAGGAGGAACCAGGAGAGGACGGAGGACAGGAAGGAGGCUGCACCGUGACCCAGGAGGACCAGAAUCCAGGGACAGGAAGCCUGAAGACCAGAACUGGGAGCAGGUCCGGUCGGCAGUGUCGUCUUCCCAUCUGCAGAGUCCACAUGCACUGUUGACAUUCAUCAGGACCCUCAUUUAGACCCAGUCUGUGUCCGUUUCUGUGUUUUGGUGUCUUUGUCCUUCAGAUGUCCACCAGGAGAACUCAGACCAGGAGACCCGACCCAGACUACCUGAGUCCAGAACCAUCCCGUUAGUUUCAGAGGUUCUGUUAAAUCCAGCUCAUAUGAUGCGUGUUUGGAGAUAAGAUGUUCUGAUGUUCUGCUGCAGGUUCCCACGCUGGGGAACUUCCUGUUGUGUUGACUGAAGCCUUCACAAUAAAAGCUGAGUGAUGACAGUAAA